This is a messenger RNA of Suillus bovinus, 387 nucleotides long. RefSeq lists its product as uncharacterized. NCBI's taxonomy places the organism in Eukaryota, Fungi, Basidiomycota, Agaricomycetes, Boletales, Suillaceae. Bases 1 to 387 code for a protein of 128 amino acids. The record is from RefSeq and is a predicted model, not a curated record. The transcript has 3 exons.
AUGACCGUGCUUAACAUCAACAAACUCAGUUUCUAUGUUUUACUCCUGUCAGCUGCCUUCGCACAGAUCCUGGUGGUCAGUGCACAGGGCGGCAUCAUAGUAGAACCCGACGGCACUCUGGAGGGCCUUAGUGGAGGGUUGAAAGUUGGCGCAAAGAAGGACAUAUCAGCACAUGGGCUCGCUGAAGGUGACGUUGAGGAUAGAAGAUGUGUUGGCACUGAUUCUGGUCGGUCCACUCGGGGGUGUUACUUUGAUGAAACCAUGAUCUCGCAGGGCUUAAUUUGUCGGAGCAACUUCAGACUCCAACGUCGAAGCGAGGACCUUCGCAUGUGCGGUAGCAUCAUGAGUGUAGGCCAUACCGUCAAAAUGCUGAGGAAGAAAUCGUGA